Messenger RNA from Marchantia polymorpha subsp. ruderalis, 650 nucleotides. The record is from the annotation of a GenBank genome assembly. Lineage: Eukaryota; Viridiplantae; Streptophyta; Marchantiopsida; Marchantiales; Marchantiaceae.
GCGACUUCCGCAAGUGUCGGGAGAAUGGGAAAGUGGCUCAAGACGAAGGAGCCUACAAGUGAGAACGGAAGAGAUUCUAGAACAGAACUCGACUUUACUCUCCACUGCUCGUGAAUAGAUCGGGUUUCGGAAUUUUGAUCGAGAUACUGCGCAGCCGGCUGAUAACUCCUCGAUCAGUACAGCAGGCAGAAUGGCACAACCCAUAUUAGCGCGACUUUCGGGCUUUGCUGAGUACGUUGUGCUUCCCGGUGUGAUUCUCACUGCCUAUUAUUUGGCUCACGAUACUCGUCAGAAGAAGGAGCCCAAGCGCAAGUAGACGAACCGGCCGGGUUCUGUCUCAAAAUGGAGCUUGUGACGCCUUCUGUGCUCCAUGGAGUCCAUUUUCAUGGCAUGUCGCAAUGUUCUGUCCCGUGAUGGAUGGGUUCUUCGAUCAUCAGGUGGGUGAGCGUGUAUGCGGUUUUCUCUUACCCAAUGCAAUUACCACCGACAUUCUUUUACGAUUUGCCAGACAAGACAUGUACCGGACAAGCUAUGAGAUUCGUAAACUUUGUUCAGUUUGUGUCUCCGUAAAUUAUCAGUUAUAUUUUCCAAAGAAAGGGAUGCGGUAUGUAUUUGCUCAAUAAAACUUUUCCAGAUUUCACCUAAGACUC